CUUAAAAAUACGUAGGAUCAAGAGAAUUCGAAAAGGACGUCACUUUUGCAUUUCUAUAGGUUGUACUUCAUUUUCAUUACAUAUCCGUUGUCGACUGUUGUGUAUUCACGAUGAAAUCAACUAAGAUUCGAGCAGCCUUAUUGGUGAGUGCUGCCUCCGUAGUGUGCGCGCAGGAGCCAAUUUCGGCAUACUUGUCACACAAAGGCAAGACUUUCAAUGUGGACGGAUUCGACGCCAAUGGUAACACAUACACUGGUCUAACGAAGGCACAGUUGAUUUCUGGCGAUACUGGCCUUGAUAGUGAUGAUGCAUUGGUUGCAGCCGAGGGUCGCAAAAUUGCAGCUAUCAAAGGAGAUUCUUCUCCCACCGAUAUUGUAGCUCCCACCGAAUCUGGGGACUGGGAGAACUAUUGGCCCAGUUUUAAUGGCAAGAAGCCUCUACACAAGAAUGAGGGCAUUAAGAGAGCUGGAAACGGCAAGAUCAUCGACAAGGCAUGGUAUCACCUGUCUAAUAGACCAGCGCCCAUUGUCACGGAGACUCAGACUCAGUUCGAGUUCACGCAAGUCUAUGUCACGUCCAGUGUAGAACCUACUGAUAGCUAUUGGUGCGACGGUGGAUGGAUUCAGAUAACUAAGGCUGGGGAUCUCAUGGAUGAUGACUGGGCUGUUGCCUACAUAACCGGCUAUCUUUCUCUCAUUUCAGCAAAUGUCGAUGACGUCGACACCUAUGACUGGUGCGUGAAUACCAAUGAUAGGAAAAACGCAGGAGCGUGUGCGCGACAGCACGCUAAAAGCCAUUCCGAGGCAGAUCUUGAUGCGGCAUUUGCGGUGGCCAGUGAUGAUCACACCUCAACGAUCAUCUUGCACGUGUGCAGUUUGCCUUGUUUGGACGCAAUCUGUAUCGCCACUCAGGAGAACUACGCCUUUUUGCAGCCACUGCGCUUGCACGAGAUCUCGUUCACCAAAUCGUCAUCAGGAGAUCGUAAUAUAUCAACUCCUUGCUUGGAUGGCGAGGGUAUUUACUCACCAGCAGGUAGCAGCGGCAGAAAAUCCUUUAGAUUCUGCCCAAAAGGACAGGCGUGCGAUACCAUUAACCCUGGAACUGGCACGUGUCAAUGUGAAGCCUGUUCCCCUGACCUCACCAAUUGCCUGGAGUCCACGUGCGUACCGUCCCAGACGGCUAACGCUACUGCUACAGGGCCUGUAUGGGAACCUACUUCCAGAUGCGCCGCUGGUGCCUGUGAGAAAGGGUUUUACCAGGAUAAGUCCAAUGGCCAGUGUACAUCGUGCCCCUCUGUGAGUGGCUGUACACAGGCGGUGUGCACAAGCCCGUUUGAUGCACAGUGUGCCUACGGUGGUUGCCUCGAUGGUUGUUUCAAUUCUGCCCCCCCAGGCGGAAGCGGGAUGUGCAACUGUGAUAGCCUGACUUGCAGCGGACAAACAGCAAUUCCUACUGAUGAUAUUGAAUCCAACUGUGGAACAUUCUGCGUUGACAGUCAAGGUCUCCUUAUCCGCGAGGUCAUGGGAGGCGAAGACGUGACACAGUGCACAAGCAUACAAGCCAUCAAUAAAGGUAUUAGAUUUCUUGCUCCCGGGAUCUUCGACGACUUGACCGACCUAACAAACUUAGUGUUGUUCAAUAAUGAAUUGGCAUCCUCGGCGAUUUCACCCACUCUGGUCGCGAAGAACGUCAAACUGAUCGAUCUGGAUAUAGGUCAAAACCGGAUAACUACUCUGCCCAUUGGCUUGUUGGAUACUUUGGCGGACCUGAAGAAUUUAUGGCUCAAUAAGAACCGCGUUCAAGCCAUCCCCGCGGGGUACUUUGACAACGUACCGUCACUCAAAAAACUGGACUUCUCCUGGGCUCUCCUUGCAGAACUUCCAGAAGGCUUGUUCGACAACAAUCUGGCGCUAGAAUUAGUGAACAUGAACCUCAACCCCCUCGCGUGCGUUGCACAGCUGUCUCUGCCCGCUAGGUACAUUGGCACGGCCAUGUCCUUCUCAGCUGGUGUGAAGGUCGCUUCCUUACCCGUAUGCACUGGAGGAUGUGUAGAAGGGCACUACGCGGACUCAACUGGAGUCUGUGUCGCUUGCACCCUUGUUCCUGGGUGCAUCCAAGGCGUUUGCACAAACGCGUUUGAUUCUGUAUGUGGGACUGACAGCUGCUUUGAUGGAUGUUCAAGCCAAAACGAUGGAUCGUGCGACUGUAGUGAAUUGAGCUGUGCGGAUCUGGACCCCGUAUUGAACUCAUCGUGCGGAGUUUUCUGCAUAAGUGAACAGCGUGUUCUUAUCCGGGAGGCCGGGGCCUAUUCGGAUCCCUUGACCUGCGAUCUCUUAAUUUUAGGAGCCAGAGCAAUCGAGCAUUUCAGCCCCGGAGUCUUCGACGAUUUGACGCAGCUUAUUCAUCUGGACCUGAGUUACAACUUGUUGAGCCAGUUGCCUGCGGAUGUCUUCGCCAAGAACACCAACCUAGCCAGACUCUUCCUGUCCAACAACGGACUGGUUACCCUUCCCAGUGGCAUCUUCGACACCCUUGUAGAUCUGACAUGGUUGGAUCUCAGUGUAAAUGCUCUCGCUCCGCGAUUACCUUCCGGACUGCUCGCCAAGUUGACCAAACUAGAGAGUGUCAAGCUCGACUCAAAUAGGCUUACCGAAGUGUCCACUGACGAUUUCAAGAACAACAUUGAGCUGACCAAUCUGGAGCUUCAUCAAAACUCAAUUGAAAGUCUUCCUGAUGACCUGCUGCUGGCUAAUACUAAACUAAAUAAUCUGGAUCUCUACAAGAACUUAAUUGCAACGGUCCCAGCUGGUUUGAUCACCGGCCUGACGGAACUACAAACCUUGUGGUUGAAUUAUAAUCUUCUGACUGAAAUCCCCGUCGGAUUUUGUGACACCAACGGCGCUCUAACGGAAUUCCGAUUCAGCAAUAAUCUAGUGGAGGAGAUGCCAGUGAACCUAUUCGCCAACACCCCCAACUUAGUCGAAGUGUCUGCGGAUGCCAACCCCCUCACAUGCAUAGCGCUUGUCCCCGUUACUGCUACCUACACUGGGAACUGCCCCGUGGCCCCACAAACCUGUGCUGACCUACCUCUGUGCACAUAGAGACUUCUUACUAGAGUGUGCGAGGAAACUUGCAUUCAAAUGUUUCAAGGAGCGAAACUUAUUUUCGAAACGGAUAUGUAUCAGCAAAGAACGAGAGGUUGCUGUACACCCUGCGCCUACGAAUGAGAUAAACGUUUCUUUCGAAAGGCCUUAUUUACUACUCGGCUGGAGAUGGCGUUCAGUCCAGAUUCCACUGACAACGCACAUACUCGGAAGUAUAACACCCCAUUCAUGUCAAACUCUACAAACUUCAAAUCAAACUUAUUUGUACAAUAAAGGUUUCAAAAUCACAAUAAACAUACUUUGCAGCUAUGGGAGGCGGAAGCAUGCAGCAUUUAUUGUUACUGCUGCUGAUCAAGG
Molecule: messenger RNA, 3461 nt
Organism: Sphaeroforma arctica JP610
Lineage: Eukaryota; Ichthyosporea; Ichthyophonida
Exons: 17
Coding region: 111-3101 (996 amino acids)
Molecular function (GO): protein binding
Source: RefSeq, a predicted model, not a curated record